AUCUUAAAAUUCUGAGAGCCUUACGGUUUAGAGUAUACAGUAUAUACGACCUUAUUGGAGGGCAUGGUAAUGACCGGCUUUGCUGGUUUUGCUUAUGCUGAGAUACCUAGAAACUCCAGCAAUAGUUAAUGCAGUGCCAUUCCAGAAAAGUUAUCCAUAUGACAAAUGCAUCAAACAUUUUAAAUUAAAAUUAGAAAUUUCUUCAUGCAGCUUGCAAAAAUUAAACUUAAGUGCAAAUGUUGAAUAAUGUUCGGCAGAAGUUCAAGAGUUUGGAUAGCUUUUCUACGCAUAAACAAAUGCUAUUUUCACCGUUCAUCGAGAGUGAAUAACUCUGCCAAGCGUUCCCAUCCACAGCUACCUUUAUGUUCUAAUUAUUAUUCUCGAUUGCCUGCAUGCGAUUGGCAUCUGGACAAUCUGGAGCAACAAACAUAACUAGCCCAAAAGCUCCGAAAGCCGAAAAUCAGAAUCGCAGCCACGCAAGACAGGUACAAUUUGUGAUCUCAGGUUCAAACGGGAAAGUGCACCGUAUUUUGACGGCCAUCUGGCAGCGCUGCUGCUGCUGCUGCUGGUGCUGCUGCCGUGGUUCGCGGCCCAAGAAGGGUGUAAAAGUUAUGCGCCCGGUGGGAGAGACGGUGUGGAUGCCCGCCCGUAGCGGAACAACAUGAUGAUGUGUAGUGGUUGUGCUUGCCGUUCGUUGGCUAGGUAUGUGAUGUGCGCUGUGGUGUGUAGAGACGAAUGAGAGCUGCAGAGCAAAAGAACGAGGAAUAACCGUAUCAUGUCGAUUAAAUACAACAGAGUCAGCUCAGUCAGUUGAGAAGUAAUGUUAGAUGGGGAACACCAGAGCAAUGCAAACCGCGGUGUGGUGAGGCGAGAGCUUUGACCUCUAUAUAAUAUAAAAGUUGAAAUUAGUGACGUAACGAGUUUCUUGUGUCUGCCUGCCAGUGCUGUCUGGGAGUUUGGUGGCCAUUCUCUCGACUGCCAGUGGCGAGUCAAGUGCACAGAGUGUUGUUGACUUCGAAGAAACAGGAAAUCGGUUGGCGUUGUCCCCAAGAGCGUUUAGCGCAAGAGCAACUGAAAGAGAGGCUGCUCUCUUAGCCAAAUCUACAGGAGAUGAAAUUGGAACCUGGAACGCAACAGUUCGGCACCAGUCUGGAUGACAAAACGCAGAGUUUGCAGCACCUGUCCUCACUGAGCAGCAUGAGCAUCGAGUUGUGUCUGGUGUGCGGAGAUCGUGCUUCCGGUCGGCACUAUGGGGCCAUCAGCUGCGAAGGUUGCAAGGGAUUCUUCAAACGGUCCAUCCGAAAACAGCUCGGCUACCAAUGCCGGGGGUCAAUGAACUGUGAAGUGACAAAACAUCAUCGCAACAGGUGUCAAUACUGUCGGCUGCAGAAAUGCUUGGCUUGCGGAAUGCGAAGUGAUUCUGUCCAGCAUGAACGCAAGCCCAUCAUUGAUAAGAAGGAUGGCCAGGCCGGUCCGAAUCCGAACAGCAAGUACAAUCCUCAUCGGAACAAAGAAUAUCACAACGAGCAGAAGGCAAAUGCCGCCGCUGCAGCUUCCUACCUAAAUAUAUUUCCUGGUUUCAACCUGGCCGAGUUCACCGCAAAUCUAAGCAAACGGGCAAGCAAUCCUCCGGCAGCAGCAUCACAUCUUCCGUCCUCCGCAACAACAGUUACUCCUGCCAAUCCCUUCAGCUCGCUGCACUCUCUUAAAACGCAGGAAGAAACCCGUCAACCGACUCCGGCCGAUUCGAUCGCAGCCCUGAUCGGUCUGAAUCCAACGGCCGCAGCAGCCGUUGCAAUGUCUGGCCUGGGACCACCACAGCAACCGGCCACACUGGACUCACCGGAAGCCCCCACGAAACCUCCACCAUCGUCAACCCAUACCCUCCCGAUGGAUACGGCAGAAAAUACGUCGCUGGAGAAAAACCUCAUUUGCAAUUCCCUGGAGUUCAUCCAAAAUCUGGAACACGAACUGAACAACAACGUCAACAACAAUUACGGCAUUAAGGCAGAACUGAACAACGGGCGGGACGACGAUCAGGACGAAGAUUGUCUAAACUUCGACUACGGCAGCUUGGAGCUGUCGGAUAACUGUAUCAGUUUCGACAUCCAGGUUCCGAACGUACUGCCCAGCUAUCUGAGUGCACACUACGUUUGUGAGACCGCCUCGCGGCUGCUGUUCGCUACCGUCCAUUGGAUGAAGAAGAAUCACCUCUUUUCGAUGCUCAGUGACUCGUUCCAAUCGGAGUUGCUGCGCCAAACAUGGCCGGAACUAUUUAUGAUCGGGCUCGGACAGAGCAGCGGUCAGCUGUCCUUCAACACCAUCAUGUUGGCUCUUAUCCAGUACAUGAAAACGUUGAUUCUGAACAAGAAAUACGGCAGUGACGUAAUCAACUAUCUAACCAAAUAUGUACUGCUGAUACAGGAAUUCGUCACCGAGCUGCAGAAGUUAAAUCUAACCGAUCAGGAAUUUGCUUACAUGCGGUUGCUGUGUGUAUUUAAUCCUGACAACAUCCUCCAGGACAACGUUAAGAAUCAACACUUAGCAAAGAUUCAGGACAUGGUACUUACCAGCUUCCGCGAUUACUACAAGCACAAACACAGCCGACUGGCGUCCAGUGAAAGCGAGGAGAACAUCCGCGGGAACAACGACGACGAAGACGACUACUACGAAUCCAGUCACCACCGGCAGCAGAGACAGCAGCAGCGGCGGCUGAGCCUCGAGCAGCGGCUCAUGAUGGUACUGAUGAAGCUGCCCACGCUGCGUGCCUUGAACUCCAAGCGCGACCUGGAAGAUCUCUUUUUCAGCAACCAAAUAGGCCAGGUGCAGAUCGAGAAUGUGCUAACGUACAUCCUGCAGACCAACGAUGGUGCCGCAACGUUCGCCAGCGUUGUGCGGAACUAUUCCACCAACAUCGCUCUCGGUUCCGGUGGGUCCCAGAUGGACAGCGACGACUGAUCUCGUUCGCAACAAGGCAAUUUACUGCUUAUGAUUUUGAUUUCAAAAAUGGCACUAGUAUUUUUUUUCUGCGUAAUGAUAU
This is a messenger RNA of Sabethes cyaneus, 3040 nucleotides long. RefSeq names its product nuclear hormone receptor HR78 (gene Hr78). Bases 1111 to 2958 code for a protein of 615 amino acids. NCBI's taxonomy places the organism in Eukaryota, Metazoa, Arthropoda, Insecta, Diptera, Culicidae. Gene Ontology annotation, biological process: regulation of transcription by RNA polymerase II; cell differentiation; anatomical structure development. The record is from RefSeq and is a predicted model, not a curated record. The transcript is spliced from 5 exons. Gene Ontology annotation, molecular function: zinc ion binding; nuclear receptor activity; RNA polymerase II cis-regulatory region sequence-specific DNA binding.